GCCACCUUCGGGAGCUGCUUCAAGGCGCCCGCCAUUGGCUCUACCGCCCACCAGCGGUUGUGGGUGUGGUGGGGGUCUGAACGGUGGGAGAGUCGGCGAAGUGUCGCCGGAGGCAAGGGACGAGAGAGAGGCGGACUGAAGCGUCGUGGGCGUAGCGGACGGACCGUCCGCGCACCGAAGGUCCGACAAGGAGCAGUCCCGGAGACGCCGGCGGGAGCGCCAGGGGAGCCCUCGCAGACCCUCUGGGAGCGCCAGCACCUGAACACGAGGCUCCCCAGUGCGCGUGCGCGGCAAGGGUCUUCCCGCACCUGAUCGCGAGACCCUAACGGCCAGCCGCUUGAGGCUUCGCCUGCGCUGCCGGGUGGAGCCCGUCAUGGCGCAGCUGUGUGGGCCAAGGCGGUGCGGGGUGCUCCUCGCCCUGCUGGCCUCGCUGCUCCUUUUCGGGGCUGAGGCGGCCGACGGAGAACGUAGCGUCCACGAAUUCUGUCGAGUUUCGAAGAUAGUGGGAAGAUGCCGGGCCUCCUUCCCUAGGUGGUGGUACAAUGUCACCGAUGGAUCCUGCCAGCAGUUUGUGUAUGGCGGCUGUGAAGGGAAUAACAAUAAUUACUUGACCAAGGAGGAGUGUCUUAAGAAAUGUGCUGGUGUCACAGAGAACACCAUCGAUGAUCUGGCCACCAGCAGGAAUGGAGCAGAUUCCUCUGUCCCAAGUGUUCCCAGAAGGCAGGAUUCUGAUGACCUCGCCAGUGACAUUUUCAACUACGAAGAAUACUGCACUGCCAAAGCAGUCACUGGGCCUUGCCGUGCGUCCUUCCCACGCUGGUACUUUGAUGUGGAGAAGAACUCUUGUGACAACUUCAUCUACGGAGGGUGCCGGGGCAAUAAAAACAGCUAUCUCUCCAAGGAGGAGUGCAUGCACCACUGCUUUGGCAAGCAGUUGUAUCCUGUCCUACCCCAUGGCACUAAAGUGGUGGUCCUGGUGGGGCUGUUUGUGAUGGUCCUGAUUGUCCUGCUGGGGGCCUCCGUGGUCUGCCUGAUCCGGGUGGCACGGAGGAACCAGGAGCGCACCCUCCGCACCGUCUGGAGCUCUGGGGACGACAAGGAGCAGCUGGUGAAGAACACCUACGUCCUGUGAAUGCCCUGCCAGCAAGAAGCCGCCCUUCCUCGGGUGUCCCUGUUGAUGAAGAGAACCUGGGAAGGGAGGGGAGACAAGUGCGGAAUGUGUGUGUGCUUUUUAAAGUAGAGUGAUUGGUUUGUAUUUGUGCGAUCAUUAGGGCUUCGGGUCUGUUUAUUUCUCCAGAAGGUAAGAGGGCUGCUUCCUGGUCUCCCGCCUGGGUCUGCUUCGAAAACCCUCUCAGAGGUGGGUUCUGUCUCACGUUGCAAGUGGUCUGGCCCCAAACCAGAGUCGGCUGCUCUUCAGUUUAGUUCUUUGCCCCAGGUAUUAGUUUUCUUUGCUUACCUUGAAUCCUGUAGUGUCUUUUCCCAUCACAGAAGUAAUGUUUUAAUAGUUUCUUUGUUUUUUGAUUUGUGUGUGUGUGUUUUUUAAGUAAGCAGUAACAAAUUUUUUUUUUAUUAGGCUUCUGAAAGGAAGAGAAUAAAAUGUACAAGCUUAAUAAAAAGGGCCUUCCCUUAAAUUUCA
Molecule: messenger RNA, 1636 nt
Organism: Prionailurus viverrinus (fishing cat)
Lineage: Eukaryota; Metazoa; Chordata; Mammalia; Carnivora; Felidae
Gene: SPINT2
Product: serine peptidase inhibitor, Kunitz type 2
Exons: 7
Coding region: 374-1132 (252 amino acids)
Molecular function (GO): serine-type endopeptidase inhibitor activity
Source: RefSeq, a predicted model, not a curated record